AGAUGUCAGACAGUGUCAAACAAUAACCCCCUGGGAAGCAGCUUGCAAUAUGCGCAAGUGUAGCAGGAAUUUCGAGCAGGACAAAGUACUGCAGUGGAGCGGUGAUUAGCCGAAUAAUCUCCCAAAAAACACUUGAAUUUAUCAGUGAAACCUGCUAUUGGUCACCAGUGUUUGGCGAUUGAAUCGGCCCAUUCAACUGAUUGUAAAAUGAGCCCCAAAUCCGUGUUCUGUCCUCACUACGCGGUGAUUUUCUAGUGAACAGUUACAGCGAAGGCCUGGUGUUUGGAUUGAGGGCCUUGGCUCGCUUUGUGCAUAAUUUUGCUAGUUCUGUGAAGCUUGCCAUUCCACAUUUCACCCCCAUUGAGUGGUGUAAACCAUCAUCUUAAAGUUUUCAGGCAAUGGACACUUUAAGAAACAGAUUCACUGCGCAAAAAUCGAGCUCCCAAAGAUACUCCGAUGAUGAUGAGUCGAAGUUCCACAAGCCGAUGCCCUCCGGGCACUUUAUGGCCAUCUUGGGGCUGAUAUUGGUGACGUUUUCCCUGGUCAUCUACAUCGAGAAGCAACUGCCCAAAGGCGUGACCAUAGCGGAGGAGCAUCUGCAUCCUAACGGUUUCAUUGCGGAACGCGCCUAUAAUAUAUUGAAAAAUCUCACCCAAAUCGGCCCCCGCACUGCGGGUAGUUACGAAAACGAAGUGUUGGCUGUUCAAGUGAUCACCAAAGAGAUUGAGGGGAUUUUAGCGACUGCCCAUCCCAAUCAUGUAGUGGAAAUGGAUGUGCAAAAGGCGUCCGGGGCCUUUAACUUGGCUUUUCUCGAUGGCAUGACCAACGUCUACCAGGACGUGCAGAACAUUGUGGUGAAAGUUGGCUCCAAGAUCAACUCCCCACACAGUUUGCUGAUUAACUGCCACUUUGAUACCGUGUUGGACAGCCCAGGGGCUAGUGAUGACGGGGCUGGAUGUGCAGUGAUGCUGGAAAUCUUAAGAGCCCUAGUUCACUCUGACAAAAUUCUCCGGCACAACAUCAUCUUUUUGCUGAAUGGCGGCGAGGAGAACUUCCUGCCGGCCUCUCACGGGUUUAUCACCCAGCACAAAUGGGCCAAAGAGGUUCGAGCCUUUAUAAACUUGGAGGCCUGCGGCGCAGGCGGCAGGGAAGUGCUGUUUCAGGCCGGCCCCAACCAUCCCUGGAUUUUAGAGACCUACUCGGAGGAAGUGCCUUAUCCCUAUGCGUCUUCGCUCGCUCAGGAAAUAUUCCAAAGCGGCGUUAUACCUGGCGACACGGACUACAGGAUAUUUAGGGAUUUUGGAAACAUUUCGGGGCUGGAUUUUGCCUGGUCGUCUAACGGCUACGUUUACCACACGAAAUUCGAUUCAAUCGACAACGUGCCUUUGGGUUCAUUGCAAAGAACUGGCGACAACAUCCUGGCUCUGGCCAAGGGGAUGGCGCAAGGCCAUCAGCUUUCCAAUGUCGAACAAUACCGCCCUGGCAAUUUAGUGUUUUUCGACUUUUUGGGCGCUUUUGUAAUCCGCUGGACUAUGCCGGUAUCGGAUCUCAUCAACGCUCUGUCUGUGAUAGUGUCGCUUUAUUGCAUUUACUCCAAUGCUGAAGAAGCCCGCAAAUACACCGGUGUCAGCAAAAGAACGUACAUCAAGAAACUGGGCAAUAUCAUCGGGUUGAUCGUAUUGUCGCUGCUUCUUUGCAUGCUGUUCGCGCUGGGUACGGCCGCCUGCUUGAUGGGGCUCGGCCGUACCAUGAGCUGGUAUGCGCGGCCCUUCUGGGCCUUCUUCAUCUAUGUGAUACCCACGCUUGUGAUUUCCUUGGUUGCCAUUUUAAUGCAUGCGAACCACUUCACUAAGGAAAUAGCCAUGUUCCCCUGGACAGUUUUCCAGCUGUACUACGAUGCGUACCAGCUGCUGUGGACCAUUGUGCUUCUAGUGGGGAUUCCCUUGAGAAUUCGCUCUAGCUUCAUUGCCCUUACGUGGGUUGUUUUUGCCUCGAUCGGAAACCUGUUGAAAUCGCACUUGUUUGGACAGUGGCGCAGCAGAAACUGGAUCUUUCUGCACAUUUUCACCGUGGGACUGCCGUUUGUGCAGGAUUUCUACCUGAUGAUCGGCGCUUUGUAUUUGUUCAUUCCCAUAAUGGGUCGAGCGGGCGCCGGCAGCCACGCCGAAUACCUGAUGGCGGCAAUGAUGAGCUUGCUCUUCGGCAAACUUUUCUGCUUCGUUACUCCGCUCAUCCUCCUGGUUCGGAAAGUGGAUCGCAUCUUCAGCUUCUUAACGGCAAUUUUUCUGAUGUCGCUGGCCGUACUGCUGCUUACCCCCCUUGGGUUCCCCUAUUCGCACAGUUCCGGGCUUUUGGCACCUCAAAGGUUUAUGAUCGCGCACACUCAGCGGACCUUCCAUGGGCCGUCCUUGGCCACCACGAAUGUCUCCAGCGGAUACUGGCUGGUGGACAUGGACAUCAACAGUCCUCACACGGUGGACAGCCAUGUACCAGCCAUCCGUGACGCCCAAUUGGUCGACAAAGAAUGCAGGGAUUAUUUGUACUGCGGCCUGCCCUACCUGGUGCCGGUUCUCACUAUGAUAUGGAAGACUCAUUGGGUUCCAGGGCCUCAACCGGUGCUCCUCAAGCCCGUUAAUAUGACGAUAACCGCGCGAACUCCCAUUGAGGGUGGCGAGCGGUUCAGCUUUACGGUUAGCGGCCCGGCGCAUAUUGGGGUGCUGCUGUCGCCCAUGAAGGGCGUUGAGAUUAGCCGCUGGAGUAUCCCUACUCCCGAGCCACUGCCUGGGCCCUUGUGGAAUGGCAGAAAUACUUAUUUUAUUUACUACGCCCAUGGGUUGGAGCCCGUUCCUUUCCAGUUCUGGAUAGACUUCCAGAUUCCUCCUGAUCACCAUGAAGCUGUGAUGGACUUUGCCGUCACCUCCCACUAUCUAUUUGGUGAAGGGAAAGCAUCCGAAGACUUAAAACAGUUGGUUGAUCAGUUCCCCGACUGGACGGCCGUCAACUUUUGGACAGCCACCUACGAGUCUUGGAUCAUUCGGUAAAAGCUAUCGGGGGCGAAAAAUUCAAUGUGAUACUUAUCUGUUAUUGGUUGAAGACGGCGAGGCCCUAGAAUUGUACAUAAUAGUCUAGGUAUAUAUAACUAUUUAUUACUUUAACGCAUUCAAUUGUAUUUUGGCUGUUUAUCGCAAGACUGUUAAUGUUUACUUUCCAAAUAUUUGAUUUGAUUUUCUGUUGCUUAUUAAUUGUUUAGCAAAAGACGCAAAUCGAAUGGUCUUCCCAAAAUUAUAAUUGUGUUCUGUUCUGUAUUCUGAAAUGUUGCUUUCUCAUCUGUGAUAGACAAAUGUUUGAAGGAAAACGAAGUAUUUUUCGGUUCAAACGUCGUUGAAGUAAUGAAUGCCGUAGUGUUUGCUUAGUUGGAAAAUUGCCUGAAGACCAAAGCGUUCAACUUCAAGCUGAACUUUAAACAUGAAUUUAAUAAAUUUUAGCAAACUU
Dendroctonus ponderosae (mountain pine beetle) is the source of this 3492-nucleotide messenger RNA. Its product is annotated as endoplasmic reticulum metallopeptidase 1. The coding region runs from base 399 to 3041 and encodes 880 amino acids. Gene Ontology annotation, biological process: proteolysis. The transcript has 14 exons. Gene Ontology annotation, molecular function: metalloexopeptidase activity. NCBI's taxonomy places the organism in Eukaryota, Metazoa, Arthropoda, Insecta, Coleoptera, Curculionidae. The record is from RefSeq and is a predicted model, not a curated record.